Messenger RNA from Gallus gallus (chicken), 9162 nucleotides. RefSeq names its product ST8 alpha-N-acetyl-neuraminide alpha-2,8-sialyltransferase 6 (gene ST8SIA6). The transcript has 8 exons. The record is from RefSeq and is a predicted model, not a curated record. Gene Ontology annotation, molecular function: alpha-N-acetylneuraminate alpha-2,8-sialyltransferase activity. Gene Ontology annotation, biological process: N-glycan processing; oligosaccharide metabolic process. Lineage: Eukaryota; Metazoa; Chordata; Aves; Galliformes; Phasianidae. The coding region runs from base 290 to 1303 and encodes 337 amino acids.
AGAGCAGAGCAGGGGGCUCGGUGUGAAGUUUCAUGCCCUUCGUUGUUGCUUUGCAAAGCAUUGGUGCAUUUGGCUCUCUGGUCCAUCUGACGUACGCGUGUAUUAUGCUGGGGUUCUUGUGCUCAGAGGGUGGAUAACCGUGCUCUACAAAGAAGACCUGGAAAGGACUUUGCAGGCUGCUGCAUGAGGCUCCUGCAGCCAUGUCCUGGACUCGCUCUGUCACAGCAGUGUGCCAGCAGCUCCAUCCUGCAGGGCUCAGCAGGGCACGGCAGAGAUCCAGGCGGUCAGAAUGAGAAGAACAACUGCUAAUAAAGAUGGAAUUUACCAGUUUGAACUGGAUACAAAAUGUAAGGCAAUUCAGGACAACAUUUUGUCAUCGUCGUUCAAGAAGAAAAGGUAUCCAGAAGAUUAUUAUCUUCACAUAGUCAAAAAACUGCAGAACUGCACCUGGGUAAGGAGACCGGAAGAAUCAGCAAAAUUCAGGUCAGAGUUAGCUUCCUGCUGUAAUGCAGUUCACAAUUUUAUUGCUUCUCAAAACAACACCCCACUGGGAAGUAACAUGAGUUAUGAAGUGGACAGUAAAAAGACCAUCCUCAUUACAGAAGACAUUUUUAGAAUGCUGCCUGUGUCCUCUCCUCUUUCAGUUUAUCCCUUCAAGAACUGUGCAGUGGUUGGAAAUGGAGGCAUUCUGAAAAAUUCCAGCUGUGGAGCUGAAAUCGAUCGUUCUGACUUUGUGUUUCGGUGUAACCUCCCUCCAACAAUGGGAAGCAUUAGCAAAGAUGUCGGCAAUAAAACAAACCUUGUGACGGUUAAUCCAAGUAUCAUAGCUCAGAAAUACAACAAACUAAAUGAAAAGAAGACAGAAUUUGUGGAGAACGUUGCAGUCUAUGGAGAUGCUUUCCUUUUAUUGCCGGCAUUUUCCUUCAGAAGCAACACGGCUACUUCUUUUAAAGUCUAUCACACUUUGCAGGAGUUCAAAGCAACCCAAAGGGCAAUAUUUUUUCACCCCACCUAUCUGAAAAAUCUUGCCCAGUUUUGGAGAACUAAGGGUGUAAAAGCCUACCGGUUAUCAUCUGGUUUUAUGAUCACUAGUGCUGCUGUUGAGCUGUGUGAGAAUGUGAAGCUUUACGGCUUCUGGCCUUUCUCAAAAUCCACAGAGAAGAUGCCAAUCAGCCACCACUAUUACGACAACCAGCUGCCCAAACCAGGUUUCCAUGCAAUGCCCAAGGAAUACAACCAGAUCCUUCAGCUUCAUGGCAAAGGCAUUUUGAAGUUGCAGUUUGGUAAAUGUGAAUCAGACUAAAAAGGGUGAUGAUCCAAAGGAGACAAUUUGUGUAUAUCUUAUCACCUCGAUGUUGGAUUUGAUCUGAUGUGAUUUUGUGAGCAUUAAACUGCGUUAUUACAAUAGAUAAAUAUUUUACAUCUGGGGAGAAAAGGAAGGGAUUUUUCUCACAUUGACUGCUACAUUCCCGAUUCUUAAGUAUUCAUUUUUUAAAUACAAAAUAACAUUUAUGUGUAAAUUCUGAAACUUCUGACUGUGGUUUUAAUUGUAGCAAAGCACAAUCUCAGGAUGGUGGCAAUAUAUGACAUUCGUAAUGUUUUUCUUUUCGAAGUAUCAUUAAAUUAUUUUGAUGUAAGGUCUCUGGUUUAAUCGAUAUCAUGGAACACGGACAAUAGUCUCUGUAUGGUAGCUGCCCAAGCUGGUAGUGAAUGCUUUCAAUUAAGAAGUUGGUCCUAGCGUUUGCCUACAUGAGAAAGGUUAUGAGAAGAGCUACAGUGGAGUUAUUAAUUCAGAGCUGAAUCAUUCCUGGUUUGUCCCAGGGUGCACAAAUGAAAAAGAAAUCCCUCAGGUUAGAGGUAGUCAAGUAGUUCACGUGCUUUAAUUUUGUGGCCAGUGAGUAAUGCUGUAAUGUAAUGGGAUCACUCCUGUGAAUUGUGUUAAUUUUGUGAAGAAGUGUUUGAGGAACCAGAGCUGUAUAAUUAUUUUUAAACCCCUCUUCUUGCUUGUAUUCCUGUCUAAGGUCCGGUUCAGCUCCAAAUGAGGACAAUCAAGCAGGUUUCAUGCUGCAUUCUCUGGAGUCCUGGUAGGGCAUGACUUUGCAGACAUUCCUACAAUCCCAGAUCCAUAUCUGUGCUGACAUAUGUGACGGUCUAUUCACUAGAAAAAAAUAAUCUAUACCAGCCCUAGCAUUUUUUCUCUUUCUUUUUCACCUAGCAUAACACCUUUCCCUAUGUGACUGCUGAAAAAGAAACUGCAUUGAGCACUGUUAGAAGAACGUGUCUUUUAGAGCCAGCCUCAGACUCUUCUCCUAUACUGGGGCAUAUGAGAAAGAAAACUACAGUCACUUAAUUAAAACCCCAUGCAGUUCUUGUGCUUAAAGUUUCCGUAUGGUCCAGUGGAGCAACAUUCUGCAGUGAGCACAAGUGAAAUAAAGAUUCACAUUAAUGUUAAUGGGAGCUACGGGCACUUGUUCCUCUAGCUGUGGCUGCUAGUAUAUUACUGCUUAUUCUUUUUUACUGCAGAAAAAACAAUUGUAGUAUCCAUUUUCUGUUGCAAGAGGCUUUUUUUGAGUCUACUGAAUGAUCAAUUCAAUGAUAGAAUGUCCUUCCUAUCCCUUUAGUCAGAUACUAUCAGGUUUUUCCUUACUAAAACCCAUCUUACUACAGUACCACUAAAUCCUCAAUCAACUGAUAGUUUACAGAGCAUUCAGUAUUCCACUCAUUGAGGAUUAUUUCUGAAAAAAAAAAAAAACACCCAAAAAACCUACUUAAAAGUAUUGAACCUUAUAAAGUAUACUUUUAGACUGAUAUCUUGUAAGAGCAUUUCUAUAUUGCUGUAAUAUUUGAAAGCUUAACUUGCAGCAGUUUUAUAAUCACAUAAAUAAUCCUAGAAAUGUUUGAGUCAGUUGUUAUCAUUGCAGGUCUGUUAGCUGAGAAAUGUUCAGCAUUUUGAUCCAUUUCCAAGCUGAUAUCAGAAUCUCACUGCUCCUACCCUGAAGUGGCCCUAAACUCAGCUACAUACAUCAGCACCAAGUUCAUUUUUUUUUGCAAAACAAGGUUUUAAAAAAAAUAGAUAGUGCUUUGGGGUGUUGAAUGACACCACCAAUACACAAGUGGACCAGUGACUAUCAGUAGGGCUUUUAAGAGAAGCAAAGAUGUCAUAAUUGAGCUGAUGGACACAGCUGCCUUACCAGCUGGUGGCUGGAAGAGGCGAACACAAGGGCUUGAUUCACUGAGACUGUUCUGGUUCCAGCACCACACGUCCGUGUUUUGUCCUCACUAGCAAUGGAAUCUGUGCCAGUUUCUGGCCACAGGCAUCUGCCACUCAUACAGAGCUAGCUGCUGUAAGACCUUCCAUCCACAUUAUGAGUGUGGUGGAUGAUUGCCUGCUGCAAGACCCCAGACACAUAGAAGACAAAUUUACUGCAAGAAGAGCUCUUCUAUGUCAUAAAUCACUCAUGUAGACUGUACCUGAGUGUAACAAAGCUGUGAAAAGUGGUGUACUCGUACUUUGAGUGAUAAGAACAACUGAGAUUGAGAACCACUUCAUAUUUCAUCCAGGAGACAAAAUACCUGUACUCAGACGAAGGCUGUAGCUUAUUCCUGCCUGGUGUCAUGCAAUGAGGUGAUCUCAGCCAUGUAGCAAUUCCUCCUUCUUGUUGUGUUGUGUUCUGUGCAGAUCAUGAUUUCAGAAGACUCCACAGAUUUUUUUCAUUCCUUCCCAAAACUGCUUCGCUUCUUCUGUCCUGGCUGGCUCCAUCAUCUUCAGCUCAGCCCAAGGAGAUAUCAGUGCCACAUGUGCAGUAGAGCAUUAAAGAGUUUCAGAGUCAGAACUACUGUUCUGUUUGGAGACAAGGAGGGUUUGCAAACGCAGCCAUACAUCUGUCCUCUGUGAUUCAGAAUAUGUCUUGCCACGUAAAUCAGAGUAGACUUUAUGUCCAGGCAAGAGCUCCAUUUUCUGAAAUGCUGAAAUUUUCAAGCUGUAAUAAGCACCUGCUGGAGCUUUAGUUUAGUUUAGUAAUGUGGAUGUUGUGGUUGCAACUAAGCAGCUGCAAUAGAUGCCUGACCAAUCUUUAUAGCCCUGGAUUUAAUGAAUCAGUCACAAAUGAAAGCAAACAAAGUUCUGUGACAUGGACAGACACCUUGACUUUUUCGUGCUUUCAGCAAAGUUUAAACUUGCCAGUGACCUGAAGGCAUACUCCUUUAUGCUCUCUGAGCUGCCAGUGAUUUAUGUGGAGCACAGAAUGUGUUUUUAAUGUAGCUUUCUCAGGCCUUGCUCCAGACACGAAGCUAUUAUGUGAUGUUCAUCUCAUCCACUUGCCAUCAGAGGAGUGCAGAUCUUGCACUUGGUUUUAUUACAGCCCUUGCUGCUGUGUGCUUGAUGGCUACUUCUUGUUAAUUUGUGCACAGGCCAGGCAAGCUAACAGCAGCGUCUCUGUGUGACAGGGUCCAGUCAGAUUAAUCAAGACUUGCUGAAUCCCAGGCACUGCGGUAAAAGAUGUUUUCUCUGACAGCUGAACAAAUUAUUUCUCAUUUAUUUUACAUCUGUACCAGGUUAAUGAUGAAUAAAUAGGGUUUGUACCUGGCUGGGAAUGUUUAUGACAUUUUUGCAAGAAUGAGCCAUGAGCAGUUUUGAUUAAGGACUCUUGACCAAAGGUUAGGAAGGGCUUUUCAGCUUCUCUCCUCCAUUUGAAGAAUAAUCAUUUCUCAGGUUUGUGGGCCUCCAGUGCUGUCACACACUGUAGAGUGAAUAUAGAGAUUAAAUAGUUUUCUAAAGAUAGAAGCACGGACAAUGUGCUAAUAUUUCCACUGUACCUUCGCAGAGGCUGACAAUGUCCUUGCACAUGACUUGUUCACAGCAUCCUUAGAUUACAGCCUGCUUGUCUGCUUUUCCUCCUUUUUCUCCUUCAAAUCAGUAGUGUUGUGUUUUCCUCUAGGAUCCUGUGCUGCUGGUUACUUCUUCUCCCUUGAGGGAACAUUAUGUAGUUCUGUUUGGGGUUUGCCGUGAGUCUGUAUGGCCAGGAAUCAAAAACUACUAUGCACACAGCAUAGAGAAAUGCACUUAAGAUUGCUUGGUUUUCAGUCUCAGAGAAGGCAGCGAGCGUGGUGGGAUAUUCACCUUGCCUGACCUGAACUGCUAAAAUUUGGGCUGUAACUCCAUGGCGACUCAAGCAGUGAUGGCUGGCUGUGCAGCCCAGCCCCCUUCUUGCACUUCAGCCCUUCCUCCAUGUGAUCUCUGGCACUGGCUUGCUCAUGCCCUGUGCCGUUUUGGCACUUCAGGCUGGCAAAACCUAACCUGGCAACAAAGACAACUGGCUCAUGCCAACAGAGCCAUGGGAAUCUCAGAGUCAAAGCAAAGGAGGGGAACACAGCAGGGCCCUUUUGGUGCCAGACGGCUCUUGAGUAGGCCCAGCAGUCCCCUGAAGCCUCAGCCAAGCUGGGAGGUGGCAUUGCUGGGGAUGUGACGGGCUCCUGGGGAGCAGAACAGCAGUGCAGAGUGGUCACCCACCAUUAGUGUGUUCAGUAAUGAAGAACUUUGGCUGGAAAUACUAUUUCUCAGUUCGCUGGCCGUAAGAUUGCACAACCUUGCACGCAGUUUGGCACACCUGUCUUUGCUCAUCUGAAGCAACAUCUGCAGAGAUCAGGGCUGAGCAGAUCUGGCAGUUUUGAGAGCAGUUAAUCUCACUUUGAUUCCCCAUCCUUUGGAUGGUAGUGAAACAUCUGGCAGCUUGCCCCUCUUGACAAAAUUCUCUAUCCUGUGUGAUUCAGGAAGAGAAACUUAGUGAUCCAGGUGGCCCAGCAAAAGAAAAAGAAAAGAAACGUGUUGCUAUGUAGUAUUUGAUUCUAUACAGUGCAAAUGUUCGGAUCUGUUAAUUUGUCUGAGUUAAUUAAUCACAUAGAACUUGACGCAUUGUGGACUCGGUAGCAGAACAGCAGCCAGAAAUGGCCACGUUCAUAGAAUGUUUGAUCUGGAGAUCUUUGUCCUGUCACUCUCCUAUGACAAAUCUGUGGAGCGAGAUCCUGAAGAUGCACACAGCUGUGCCUCCAGGGGCUCUUAGGUCUGUAAAGCCCACGUCCACUUGUGUGCGCAGAUAUGUGCAGUAUCAAGGACUAUCCCAUUAAGUGCUUUAUUCUGAAACAGCUUUAUUUGAAACAGCUGAUUAGUCACUUGUGUGCUGUAAUCCUUGGACACAGUAAACUUCUUACACAUGCACUUGCUGCUUGAAUGUAUCUUUGCUGCAAAUAUUCACAGCCAGGUAAUCCUUUAUCUCACAAUGCUUCAGCAGCUGGUCUUUCUCCUCUCCAGGUCUGCUAGCCAAGAAUAGCAACAAAGACCUGUUUUUACUCCAUCAAGCUUGGCUCUCUUGAUUUCAGAUUGUAUCAUUUUAGGGAGGAAAGUCAUUCUCUGAAUUUCAAAGUUCCAAAGUUUUAAAGGCUGCUGAUCUCUUGGGAUAUUCUGGAGAAAUCAUUUGAGGCUUUCAGCUACAAGGCACAAUGAGUGGGAAAUUUAUAUUUAUUAAGCUUUGUUCCAGGUUUUCAUCAGGCUCAUAUUAAGUGUUUCUUAAUUGGCUCUAAAUUAUAAUAAUGGCCAAGCAGAGCAUGAAAAGAUCUGCAGCAUACCACUAAACAAAGGCACUAUUACUGUUAUUUAGUAGUCUCUUUCAUCAAGUCAUACUGCAGAACACCUUCCUAUUCCUGAGCCUUGGCCUACAAGGGAACUACCCCUUGUUACUGGGUGGCUGUGCACCAGUCCAGCUGGGCAGUGGUCUCUGCACAUUCUUCAUGUCAAGCAAAUGCAAGCAAUAUGACAAGAGCUUAAACCAUUAGGAUUACAUCAGUCUGAAUUUGCUGUAGACCAAGGAGCCAUGCAUUAAUUAUAUUUAUUACCGUGAUGUAUGACAAUUUACUGAGCUAACAUCCCUGUGUGUGUGAGUAGUAACUGCCCUUCAGUGGCCAGUGUUGGCACAUACUGGUUGAAGGACGAAAACACUCCAACUGGGCUUCUCUAUUGCAGAUACCAGAACUACUGGAGCUUCUUUUAUUCCUUGUUGAAUACAGGAAGGAAUGACGUUUUUGCAUUGCCAUCACAUAAUCAGUAAUGUAGCCUUUUGCUAAAUUCUGAGGUAGAUUUAGCAGUAUAACAUGCCACAUAAGUUGCUGCACCUGAUACCAUUUUGUCUUGUGGUUUCUUUUUCUUCCUAUUUCUUCUUGCUGCUUUCCAUUGAGGGAGACAACUCAGAAAACUGAGUGAUGGAAUUAUUUAAUGAUUACACCAUUAAUUCAUGGUACUGUGGCAAGAGGCCAUCAGAAUGAAUAACGCUAAUGGCUGGGACAGGAUAUUCUAGUCUAAGACAAGAUUAUGGAUUUUCAGUUCUUCAGAGUUUGCUUUAGUUUCUGACAAGGAGAGGUUUUGUCACAGCAAGUCAGCAUCCUGCUAGGUUUUUCAGCUCUGGGCUCAGCUGUGAGUUGUUUCCCUAACAAUACCCUUCUACUUCUCAUUGUAUUUAUUGGUAGUGCUUAUGGUACAGAAUCAUUCCUAAAUUCUUGUGAAACUGAAAUGCAGUAGCUGAAUUUUCUGUGUGUUUUGUAUGCAUAUUUUAUAUAGUAGCUUUGGAUGUAUUCUUUAUGUUAAUAUUCUUAAUGUUCUUUUCUUCAAGCAUUAAAUUAAAUUUAUUUUAAAAUAUUCACUGCGUUUUAUUCCACCAGAGUAAGCUGCAGGGAAAGUUAUAUAAUCACGCACACAGACACAGAGUGGCUGAGGGUGAAGGGACCUUGGAGAUCAUCUGGUCCAAGCCCCCUUCUCAAGCAGGGACAUCUAGAACGCGUUGCACAUGAUCACAUCCAGGCAGGUUUUGAAUAUCUCCAGGGAAAAAAACUGCACAAUCCCCCUGGCAGUGUGUUCCAGCGCUCUGUACCCUCACAGUACAGAAUUUUUCUUCAUAUUCAUGUAGAACUUGCUGUAUUUCAGUUUGUGCCUGUGGCCUCUUGCCCUGUCACUGGGCACCAUUGAAGAGAGUCUGGUCCCAUCCUCUUGACACCCUCUUAUAUUUAUAAGUUUAGAUAAGGUCCCCUUCUCCUCAGGCUAAACAGGCCCAGCUCUCCCAGCUGUUCUUCCAGAGAGGUGCUCCAGUCUCAUACUCAUCCUUGUAGCUCUCUGCUGGACUCUCUCCAGUAACUCCACGUCUCUGUACUGGAGGCCCAGCACUGGACACAGCACUCCAGGUGUCCCUCCUCUGGGGCUGAGAGGGAAGAUCACCUCCCUCAACUUCUUGGCAGUGCUUCUCGCAGUGCACCCUUAAAAUAACAAUGAUGCAACCCAAAGUCAUUUUAAAGGGUUUCUGACUGAUUUCUACAAGGGUAUUUUCAUUAGUCCUUUGGACAGGUUUUUUGUAGAUUUACCUUUCCAAGGCAGGGCUAACAGACCACCUUUGCUUCUGGUUUAGGUCAAGAAAUACAAGCAAGGAGACUGGUAAAUGGCAAGGUUCUACAUAGAACUAUUGCUAAGGGAUGCCAAGUGUGUGUUUUCUUCUUUUUCAGAGAUGUGGCAAAAUGUAAUUUCCACAGUAGCUGCUUUUUCUUUCCUUUUUUUUUUUUUUUUUCUUUCCCAUAGGUUUCAUUGUCUCUCAAAAGGGCACUGAUUGCAUUCAUUUCUGUUCCAAUCUCUUCAAUGCCAUUGUCCAAGCAGAGCUUCCCCAUCCUUGGAGCUGGUAUCGUGUUCCUCAAGCACCAAACUGUGUGGAGCUGCUAGCACAGGCUCUGCAGUUGCUGUUUCCAAAAAGGUUCUCUCAAAUUCUCUCAGUGCUGAAUUUAUUUAUGUUUUCAGAUGUGAACUUGAUAUUGUCUGUUUGCACAUGAGUAGCGUGCGUGCAGCCUAACAUAGAAGUGUCUCUACGCAGGAUUUAGGAGGAGGCAUGGAAAGCCCCUCAAACGUGUGUGUGCUUUUAUUACAGAAAACCAAGAUAAAGUUGUAUUGUUGAGACAUCUGUUAGCUGGUUUAUGUUAUGCUUUGUUUUCAUGUUUUAAGUGCCUAAUGAUUUUUUUUGUCAAGGAGGCAAUGGUUUCACUAGUAUAAUGCGUACUUGGAAUUCUGCACUUGUUACUUGCUCUGUAAUAGAAUAUUUUUGCAGUUUCUGUUUGGAAAUAAAGAAUUAUUAGCCAUAA